AUCCAUAAUAUUUUUUUAAAAAAAUAGAAUAUAUACAUACUACAGCUGAAUAUGUAGCUAAAAUAGGCAGUUCAUUUGAAGAUAUGGUAUCUAGUAAAGAACAAAACAAUCCAAAUUUCUGUUUUUUAAAAAAAGAUGAUCCUUAUAGACCUUAUUAUGAACAUAAAAUAGCUGAAUUUGCCCGUAAUAUGUCAUAAUAAUAAUAAAAUGGAAACAAUAAUAAUAUAAUAAAUGAUUAAUAACAUUAACAGUAAUAAUAAUAAUAGUAAUAAUAAUAAUAAUAAAUUUAAGAAAAUAUAUUUUAAUAAAAUAAAGAAUAAAUACUAUAAAGAGAAGUUUAAGCUAUAUAAUACGAAUAAAUGUAAUUAGAAGCAGAUAUAUAGAAUUAAAUAGAAUAGAGUAUUUUUUCUAUAGAUAUUGCUAAAGACAUAAAUAGUUUAGAUUUAGAUAUUAUUAAACAUACAGCAUAAUUUGUGGCUAAAAACGGUAAGAAAUUUUUGGUUUCUUUAAGUGAAAGGGAAAAAUAAAACCCUUAGUUUGAUUUUUUGAAACCUACUAAUAAUUUAUUUAAUUUUUUUAUGAAUUUUGUUAAUGCUUAUUAAAAAUGUAUGUAAAUAGAUGACAAUCAAAUGGAUAAUUUAGUUAAAUUUGCCAAAAAUAAACAGAAUAUAUACAAUAGAUCACUAAAAGUGUUCGAAUACCUCAAGAUGAAGCGAAAUUAGGAAAAAAAUUAAUUCGAAUAAGAUGAAAAAGAGAGGCUUCUUCUAUAAUAAAUCGAUUGGUAAGACUUUAUUAUAGUAGAAACGAUUGAUUUCCAUGAUAAUUUCAUAUAUACAGCACAAUAAAUGCACUAGAAUUAACUCGAAUAACAACUUGAGCCUUAAAUUGUAUUAGAAAUUCCCCCUGAUUAAUAAAAUAUUCCACAAUAAGAAUUCAAAGAACCGAAAAGCAUUCCGAAAAAAACUACGAAAAAAAAGACCCUUUACCUUCACCGGAAACUCUUUUAUAAUAACAACAGGAAGAAAAUAUAAAGAUAAAAACAGACUAUUAAAGGUAAAAAACCUAAAUAAAAAUGA
This is a messenger RNA of Ichthyophthirius multifiliis, 1076 nucleotides long. RefSeq names its product surp module family protein, putative. Gene Ontology annotation, molecular function: RNA binding. Lineage: Eukaryota; Ciliophora; Oligohymenophorea; Hymenostomatida. Gene Ontology annotation, biological process: regulation of alternative mRNA splicing, via spliceosome; mRNA cis splicing, via spliceosome. Gene Ontology annotation, cellular component: U2-type prespliceosome; catalytic step 2 spliceosome; U2 snRNP. The annotation marks the transcript as partial. The transcript is spliced from 2 exons. The record is from RefSeq and is a predicted model, not a curated record.